AUGGCCACCCCCUUCUUCGCCGCCCUGGCCGACUCGCCAGGCUUGGGCACUGACUUGCGCACCGUCGCCCGCCUGUGGCAAGCGAUUCUCACAAUUGACGACGACGAUCUGGAGGACUUGGUUUGCUCCGGCCCGCGACCUCCGUCCAUCGCCCACGCAUCGUUUCAUUUCAUCGCCGAACUGGAAGCACGUAGAAAAUUGCUCCGCAAUUAUUCCCAGAAUAUUGAUGGGCUCGAGCGCCGUGCGGGCGCGUCGGAGGAGCGCGUCAUCCUUUUCCACGGCUCGUUUCUCACUGCCACCUGCAUGCGCGCCUCGUGCCGCGCUAGCUUUUGCGGCUCCGAGAUUGCAGUCGAAGUCGCUGCGGGAACUGUGCCUUUCUGUUGGAAAUGCGUCCAUGGCAAGAAACGAUCCGUCCUCAAACCCGACAUUGUUUUCUUUGGCGAAAACGUGCCAAAGAAUGUUCGUGACAACUUGGAAACAGACGCCCUUAGAGCAGACCUCUUGCUUGUUCUGAGAACAAGUCUAGAAGUCUCCCCUGUCGCUCGUAUUCCACAAUAUUUUCAGUACCAAGUGUCGAGAAUUCUUGUCAACCGUGAGAUCGUCACAUACGAUUUUGAUGUCGAGCUUUUCGACACUUGCGACUCAGUCGUUGCGGAGUUGCGGAAAGCUCUCAACCUGCGACUUGCUAGUUCGAAGCCGUUAAACGCAGGGAUCGAUUCUUCCCGGAGCCUCUUUUCCGUCGCUCUGAGGUUCUUUUCAAUCCUCAUAGCCUCUGCAAUGUCGGCUUUGCGGGCCUGCAUCCGCAAUUUGCGCUUUUGA
This is a messenger RNA of Chondrus crispus (carragheen), 819 nucleotides long. RefSeq lists its product as hypothetical. The record is from RefSeq and is a predicted model, not a curated record. Lineage: Eukaryota; Rhodophyta; Florideophyceae; Gigartinales; Gigartinaceae. The transcript is spliced from 2 exons. Gene Ontology annotation, molecular function: NAD+ binding. Bases 1 to 819 code for a protein of 272 amino acids.